AUGGCUACAUCAACAUCAUCCACCAAUGCUGAUCAACAUCCUCUUAUUUCUGUUAACGACGAUCUUUUAUUCGAUUAUCUUAACAAAUGGAUUACAAUCCAUUUAGAUGAUGAAGAAACUUUAAAUGAACUUUCUUCGUCUGAUUGUCAUCGUGAAACUUAUCCUAUUGAAAAAUAUCCUUGUCAGAUGUUCUUAGUGGACUUGGAACCGUGUAAACGUGUUCGUGUUUGGUUAAAUGAACGAGAAGUUGAAGUAGAUAAGUGUUCUGAUUAUAUGUAUGAGAAGUAUACAGAAAAACGAAUGAAAUCAUGUUGGGUUUUAUGGAUUCAUGAAAAUUUACCAGUUAAACAGUCAUGUCGAGAAAGACUUUUAAAUGUAUUAUAUAAACUCAAUGAAGAACGUCAAGAUUUUCAUCCAAAUCCAUCACCGGUUGAGGAUAUAAUUGAUCCAGAUUUACUUCCAUACCGACCACCAUCAACAUUUGAUAGAAAUAAAUGGAUUGAACGACAACAAAGACGACGAAGACAUUCUCCGCGUAGAGAAGAUCGUUUUAAGAGAGAUUUAGCUCGUGGUGGAUAUGAUGAUUUAUCUGAACAUGAGAAAUUACGUGAUACAUAUCAAUGGUUACCAUCAGAAUUUGUUAUUGAUAAAAACGGGAAAGUCGACAUUCGAACACCGAUUAUUCAUCUACCUGAAUUACCUGAAUAUCGACAAAGUUACGAUGAUAUUGCAAAAAUCUUUCAAGCUAUGUUACCAAUGUUUGAACAAAUGAAAUUAAUUAAACUUAGUUCAAAUGAAGAACAAAAAUUACAAGUUAUUGUUAAAGCUCAAAGUUAUAAUUUAAAAUCAGGUAUGAAAUAUUCUGGUCGAUGGCAUACUGAAGGUCAAACAGAAAAUAUUGUUGCUGUUGGAGUUUAUUAUUUAGAUAUUGAUGAUCAACUUGAAGGUGGUUCUUUAAAAUUUCGUCCAAAAGUUGGACCAAAUAAAUCGUAUGCCGAUGGCAUUGAAAUGAACCAUUAUGUAUCAUCAAUAAAAACAGAUGGACGUCGUCGCACAUUUCUAAACUUUUUUAUUGUUGAUCCUGAACAACCAAUUGAAAUUUCACCAAAUGAAAUUGUUUAUGCUCCGAAAGAUUUUCUUAUUCAAAUAUUUAAACAAUGGAAUGAUCAAGGAUUACCUGACAUUAUAAUAGAUAAAAUUUUUAAAAUGUUAAAUUUAUCAGCAAUAUGGGAAACAAAAGAUUUUGCAAAAGAAUUUCGAGCUCGUGUUCGACGUGCUAUGUUAGACGAAAAAACUGGGUGGGGUUGGAUUCAGUGGGGAAAUACUGGAACAACAGACUUUGUCCGAUCUUUAUCUGCUUGGCGUCCAAACAAAAGAGAUGAAGCAGGUGGCAUAUUACACCAUACAGAAUCUGAUUAA
Molecule: messenger RNA, 1419 nt
Organism: Adineta steineri
Lineage: Eukaryota; Metazoa; Rotifera; Eurotatoria; Adinetida; Adinetidae
Source: the annotation of a GenBank genome assembly